AUGAGUUCUCCGACGAAAUCACCGGAGAAAACGAGGGAGGAGGAGGAGAAAAAGAAGUCGAUAACGAUAAUAUUCCGGUAUGCGGAUUGGUCGGAUAAGCUGUUGAUAGUAUUGGGAACAGUUGGAGCCAUUGGAGAUGGAAUGUCAACAAAUGUUUUACUGGUUUAUGUGAGUCGUCUCUUUAACAGCUUGGGUUAUGGAAGAGGUGUUCAACAAAAACCCGAAAACUUUAUGAAUGAGAUCGGAAAGUGCAGCUUAGCUUUUGUGUACAUUGGAUUAGGAGUCAUGGUGAUGGCGUUUUUGGAAGGGUAUUGCUGGAGUAAAACAAGCGAACGACAAGUUCUAAAGAUUCGAUACAAGUAUUUGGAGGCGAUUUUGAGACAAGAAGUCGCUUUUUUUGAUUCGCAAGAAGCAACAACUUCAGAAAUCAUCAAUAGUAUUUCCAAAGAUACAUCUCUCCUUCAAGAAGUCCUUAGUGAAAAGGUACCGAAAUUCUUGAUGCACACAUCGGUUUUCUUAUCGGGACUAGCUUUUUGUACGUACUUUUCGUGGAGGAUGUCUUUGGUAGCCUUUCCAACGCUAAUUUUCUUGAUCAUUCCGGGGCUUAUCUACGGAAAAUACCUCUUAUAUUUAUCAAAGAAAUCGUUCCACGAGUAUAGUAAAGCGAAUAGUACCGUGGAACAAGCUCUUGCCUCAAUAAAAACGGUUUACUCGUUCACGGCUGAAAAGACCAUCGUUCAAAAGUACUCAACGAUCUUGGACCGGACAACGGAGAUGGGUUUGAAACAAGGAAUCGCGAAAGGUCUUGCGGUCGGGAGUACGGGGCUAUCUUUCGCGAUAUGGGCGUUGAUUGCUUGGUACGGGAGCCGUUUGGUUAUGUAUAAAGGAGAAAGCGGUGGGAGGGUUUACGUUGCCGGCCUUGCUUUUAUCUUGGGCGGACUAUCUCUUGGUAUGGCAUUACCAGAACUGAAUCACUUCACAGAAGCAUCAGUAGCAGCCUCUAGAAUCUUCCAUAGAAUCGACCGAAUCCCAGAAAUCGACGGCCAAGACAGCAAUGGACUCGUACCCGACAACAUUCACGGACAGAUUGAAUUCGAGAAUAUCGAAUUCACAUACCCUUCUAGGCCUAACUGCGUUAUUCUUAAAGAUUUUAACCUCAAAAUCGAAGCAGGAAACACCAUUGCUCUUGUGGGAGCAAGCGGAAGUGGCAAAUCCACGGCCAUCGCGUUAGUUCAAAGGUUUUACAACGCGGAUCGUGGGAUUAUUCGUGUCGAUGGCCUCGAUAUCAAGAAACUACAAUUGAGAUGGCUGAGGGCACAAAUGGGACUCGUUAGUCAAGAACACGCGUUAUUUGGAACGUCGAUAAAAGAAAACAUUAUGUUUGGAAAGAUCGACGCGACAAUGGAGGAAGUAAUCGCUGCCGCAACGGCCGCCAAUGCUCAUAAUUUCAUCCGGCAGCUUCCGGAGGGAUACGAAACAAAGGUUGGCGAAAGAGGAGCGCUUCUAUCCGGUGGACAAAAACAGAGGAUCGCAAUUGCAAGAGCGAUCAUCAAGAACCCCGUGAUUCUUCUUCUCGACGAAGCUACGAGUGCACUUGAUUCGGAAUCGGAAAAACUUGUCCAAAAUGCCCUUGAUCAAGCCUCCAUGGGAAGAACUACACUGGUCGUUGCCCACAAGCUUGCAACAAUCCGAAAUGCCGAUGUGAUUGCAGUCAUGAGCGAGGGUAGAGUUAUCGAACAAGGUUCACACAACGAUCUGAUCGAUGACAACACCGGUCAUUAUGCAAGGUUAGUGAAACUUCAAAGGCAAUUCAGUUCGUUUAAUGAGCACGAACAGAACACACCAGUAGCUGCAAGAAGCAGUGCUUCAAGAUUAAGCACUUCCAAAUCGAGCCCAGCCAUGUUCGAUUCACCAAUCCUGCUGAACGACCCACAAUCGUUAAAAUCCUCAAACCGCCCUCCGCCUUCGUUUUCCCGACUCCUUGCUUUAAAUUCACCGGAAUGGAAACAAGGCUUGAUCGGCAGUCUCGCGGCCAUAAUCUUUGGAGCCGUUCAGCCGGUUUAUGCAUUGACCAUUGGAGGAAUGAUUUCAGCGUUCUUUGUAACGAAUCACGAAGAAAUGAACACCCGAAUAAAAAAUUACUCGAUAAUUUUCUGCUCGCUUUCGGUCAUUUCCAUCCUCGUGAAUCUCUUGCAGCAUUACAAUUUCGCGUAUAUGGGUGAACAACUAACGAAGAGGAUCCGAUUGAAGAUGCUCGAAAAGAUCUUGACGUUUGAAACGGCUUGGUUCGAUGACGAGCAUAAUGCCAGCGGUGCGUUGUGCUCUAGGCUAAGCCACGAAGCUUCGAUGGUCAAGUCGCUUGUAGCUGACCGAAUGUCGCUCUUGAUCCAAACUGGCUCGGGUGUGUUGAUAGCUAUGGUUAUGGGGUUAGUCGUGGCUUGGAAGCUAGCACUCAUUAUGAUUGCGGUCCAGCCCCUUACGAUCUUGUGUUUCUACGCACGAAAAGUAAUGUUGUCCAUGAUGUCGGCUAACUUCAUAAAGUGUCAAAAUCAAAGCACUCAGAUUGCGGUCGAGGCCGUUUACAAUCACCGGAUCGUGACUUCGUUUGGAAGUCUAGGGAUCGUUCUUCAGAUUUUCGAUAAGGCUCAAGAUGGGCCGAGAAGGGAAGCAAGGAAAAAGGCAUGGCUAGCCGGGAUAGGAAUCGAUUUGGCUCAAGGGCUAACAUUUAUCUGUUGGGCAUUGGACUUUUGGUAUGGCGGGAAGCUAGUCGAUGGCGGGGAGAUAUCGGCCGGGGACGUUUUCAAAACGUUCUUCAUAUUGAUCAGUACCGGAAAGGUAAUAGCGGAUGCCGGGAGUAUGACUUCCGACAUAGCCAAGGGCUCAACCGCCGUUGCUUCGGUUUUCUCCAUUCUAGAUCGCCAAUCAUUGAUCACGAGCAAUAUUCAUGUAAGUCAGGAUGAAAAUGGAACCAAUGGAGUAAAGUUGGAAAAACUAAGUGGCGGAAUUGAAAUCAAGAAGGUCGAUUUCGCGUACCCGGGCAGACCCGAGACCUUAAUCUUACAGGAAUUUUGUUUAGAAGUGAAGGCCGGGACAAGCAUUGGAUUAGUCGGGAAAAGCGGGUGCGGGAAGUCGACGGUAAUCGCGUUGGUCCAGAGGUUCUACGAUACAGAUAGAGGUACGGUGAAGGUAGAUCGAGUAGAUAUACGGAUGCUCAACAUAGAAUGGUACAGAAAGCAUAUGGCGCUCGUUAGCCAAGAACCUGUCCUAUAUUCAGGCACGAUUCGUGACAAUAUCAUUUUCGGAAAACUCGAUGCAUCCGAAAACGAGUUGAUUGAGGCCGCUAAAGCUGCAAAUGCUCAUACUUUCAUCUCGUCAUUGAAAGAUGGGUACGACACCGAAUGUGGAGAAAGAGGUGUGCAACUUUCCGGAGGGCAAAAACAGAGGAUCGCCAUUGCAAGAGCCAUCAUUCGAGACCCGACAAUCUUACUAUUAGACGAGGCUACAAGCGCCCUCGAUGUUCAAUCGGAGCAGGUCGUUCAAGAGGCGUUGGAUCGGAUUAUGGUCGGAAGGACGACUGUCGUGGUGGCACACCGACUCAACACGAUUCGAAAUCUUGACUCGAUUGCAUUCGUUUCCGAAGGAAAAGUGGUGGAGCAAGGAACUUAUAAUCAACUCAAGAACAAGAAAGGGGCAUUCUUCCAACUAGCUAACCUUCAGAAAGCAUAAAUAUGAUGUAUUUAUAUUAUUAUAACAUGAGUAACUUUCGGUAUUUGCGAGUUGUAAUCGAGCAAUCGUUUGGUAAUCCGAUCGUGUUCUGAUGAUUAAUAUGCAACUUAGAGGAGACAGAUGGUUGGAGUUCAACGAUCUUUUGACUACAAUUCCAGUGAUUGUUCCUUGAAUGUUCAUAUCUUUCGUUGUGACAUUUUCUC
This is a messenger RNA of Cynara cardunculus var. scolymus (artichoke), 3929 nucleotides long. RefSeq names its product putative ABC transporter B family member 8. Gene Ontology annotation, molecular function: ATP binding; ABC-type transporter activity; ATP hydrolysis activity. Lineage: Eukaryota; Viridiplantae; Streptophyta; Magnoliopsida; Asterales; Asteraceae. Gene Ontology annotation, biological process: transmembrane transport. The record is from RefSeq and is a predicted model, not a curated record. Gene Ontology annotation, cellular component: membrane. Bases 1 to 3726 code for a protein of 1241 amino acids. The transcript has 9 exons.